This is a messenger RNA of Prunus mume (Japanese apricot), 941 nucleotides long. NCBI's taxonomy places the organism in Eukaryota, Viridiplantae, Streptophyta, Magnoliopsida, Rosales, Rosaceae. The record is from RefSeq and is a predicted model, not a curated record.
CUUAAAUAAUGCACACAGUUGCAGUGGUUUGAUCCGUGAGAAGAGAAAUAAGGCAAUGGGGUCUCGUUUGGUGUCUUCAAUUGUCAAAGAUAAGGUUCGUAGCAAUCCUUUGGUAAGGCCUAUUGAGCUGAUUACUGAUUUGAAGGAGAAUUAUGGAUUGGAUAUCCCUUAUCAUGUUGCGUGGUAUGGGAAGGAGUCGGCUACUAAGGAUUUGCAUGGUGAUGAGGAGUUGUCUUAUGCUCACCUGCCUUGGUAUGUGAAUGUUUUGAAGGCCAGCAAUGUCGGAUCUCAUUGUGUGCUUGACUGUGGCGAGGAUGGUUCUCGUUUCCAGCGGAUCUUUAUAUGUUUUAAGGCCUCCAUUGAUGGUUUUCGGUGGUGUAGGCCUAUGCUGUUCAUUGAUGGUACUUUCGUCACAAACAAGUACAAGGGUACUCUUCUAGGAGCUACUGCAAAGAAUGGAAAUAAAGAAGUAUUCCCUUUUGCCUUUGCGAUUGUAUCCGGUGAAACUGUGGAUAAUUGGAGGUGGUUUCUGCAAAGGAUAUCUGAAGUCUUGGUUGAUGAAGGUAGGCAACUUACAUUCAUUUCUGAUAGGCAUGGUGCUAUUAUCGAUGCUGUUAGGACUGUUUUUCCUGCUUCUCCCCAUGGUUUUUGUCUAUAUCAUUUGAAAGAGAACUUGAAAAAGAAGUAUCCGCAUGCUGUUGGUUCCUCUUUCAAGGAUCAUAUUUUAUGGCUUUUUUGUAAGUUGUUGUAUGCACCGACUGUUGAGGAAUAUCAAGAUACGUUGAAAAAAUUAAGAGAUGAUGGCGGUUCAAAAAUAAUUGAUAAGUUUUUGGCUGAUCUCCCUGUCCAAAAUUUUGCUAAUGCAUUUUUUCCGGGAAAGAGGUAUGGGGAGGAUCAAAAUGAUGGAGAUGAUUUCUAGGAGGAAGCUUGCAUCCGAGAAA